Molecule: messenger RNA, 2919 nt
Organism: Acomys russatus (golden spiny mouse)
Lineage: Eukaryota; Metazoa; Chordata; Mammalia; Rodentia; Muridae
Gene: Smarcal1
Product: SWI/SNF related, matrix associated, actin dependent regulator of chromatin, subfamily a like 1
Exons: 16
Coding region: 78-2849 (923 amino acids)
Biological process (GO): replication fork processing; DNA repair
Cellular component (GO): nuclear replication fork
Molecular function (GO): ATP binding; ATP-dependent chromatin remodeler activity
Source: RefSeq, a predicted model, not a curated record
CUUUUUACCUUUCACAGCUUUUGCUAGCUUCCCAAUUAAAAGGUGACAGUUCUGCACAAGCCCAUUCCUGUUUAAAAAUGUCCUUGCCGCUUACGGAGGAGCAGAAGAAAAAGAUCGAAGAGAACCGGCAGAAGGCGCUGGCCCGCCGAGCUGAGAAGUUACCAGCAGCACAGCCCCAGAGCACAGCGGCAGGCUCCAUCGUGGCCGGCCCUUCCUGCUCCACGCAGGGCCCUUGCCUGAGUUUCCCAGCAGAGCCUUCAAAACUGGUGGGCCAUGCUGCCCCUCUCAAGCAACAGAAUCCCCACCAUUCAUUUCCUGCUGAAGAAAGACCUCACAGUUCCCACCACUUUCAGCCCGGCACCCCAGAGCAGGCAAAGGGCCUAUGGAAGAUCCAAGGAGAGAGGUCCACAGACUGCCCCAGCCCUCAUCCAACUCCUCCAGAUGGCUUCAACCAACAGCUCUUGGGUUAUAAGUCCGGUCAGGGUCCUCCCCAGGCAAUCCAGGAGCCUUCGGCUAAAGCACAGAGUUCCCAGGACACAGCAGCUUCCUCCUCGGGCCCACGUCUCAUGGAUCCUGAGUUUGAGGCCAAGACAGCAAGGCCCUCCACCUCAGGGCAGAACAUUUCCAACACCUGUUAUGCCUUCGGGGCAAAACCACCUAGGACAGAAGGGAGAUCCCCAAAUAAUGUGCAAACCACACCCCAAAAUGUAAGCUGUCAACAGGGAACAUGCGAACAGACUGGAGACCGUUUUCGGGUAAAGAUUGGCUACAACAAAGAGCUCAUUGCUGUGUUUAAGUCCCUGCCCAGCAGACUGUACGAUCCUUUUACCAAGACAUGGGAAUUCAGCAUGACCGACUACAGAGCCUUGAUGAAAGCAGCUGCGCAGAUCCCCACGGUCUCCCUGCAGCCAUUGGAAAAUGUUGAUCUCACUGUCCGGGGACAGAGCAGCCUUCCCUCAGCUCCAUCCCUCACCUUUGUCACAGGGAGAUGCGUGGUCAUCUCCCGGGCCCGCUUCGAGGUUGACAUCGGCUACUCACAGGUGCUGAUCGCCCUGUUUAAACAGAUGGAUUCCAAGAUUUACGAUGUCAAGACCAGGAAGUGGAACUUUCUCUUGGAAGAGCACAAUAAACUAAUUGCAAGGUCACGUGACCUCCCGCAAGUUAAGCUGGAGCCUCUGCCCAAGACAGUGACCCUGGCGUUCGCAUCUCAGCUGGAGAAGACAUCUCUCAAUCCGAAAGCAGAUGUGCCAGACGUUGACCUCUCUGGAGUGGAUGCCAAGCUCGUGGCUAACCUCAUGCCCUUUCAGAGAGAGGGAGUCAGCUUUGCCAUAUCAAAAAGGGGCCGCCUGCUGCUUGCCGAUGACAUGGGCCUGGGGAAGACCAUCCAAGCUAUCUGCAUAGCAGCCUUUUACCGCAAGGAAUGGCCCCUCCUGGUGGUCGUGCCUUCCUCUGUGCGCUUCACCUGGGAGCAGGCCUUUCUUCAGUGGCUGCCCUCUCUGAGCCCAGAGAGCAUCAACGUGGUGGUGACAGGGAAGGGCCGCAUAACAGCUGGCUUGGUCAACAUUGUCAGUUUUGACCUUCUUACCAAGUUGGAGAGGCAGAUAAAAACCCCUUUCAAAGUCGUCAUUAUUGAUGAAUCACACUUCCUCAAAAACAUUAAGACUGCCCGCUGCCGAGCAGCUGUGCCCAUCCUAAAGGUGGCCAAGAGGGUGAUCCUACUGUCGGGCACGCCAGCCAUGUCCCGGCCUGCAGAGCUUUACACACAGAUCAUCGCUGUCAAGCCGACGUUCUUCCCUCAGUUUCAUGCCUUCGGACUUCGCUACUGUGACGCCAAGAGGCUCCCUUGGGGCUGGGACUACUCAGGCUCCUCCAACCUGGGCGAGCUGAAGCUGCUGCUGGAGGAGGCCAUCAUGCUGAGGCGGCUCAAAUCGGAUGUCCUUUCCCAGCUCCCAGCCAAGCAACGCAAGAUGGUGGUGGUCAACCCUGGUCGCAUCAGCACGAGGGCUAAAGCGGCCCUGGAAGCUGCAGCCAAGGAAAUGACUAAGGACAAGACUAAACAGCAGCAGAAAGAAGCCCUCAUUGUCUUCUUCAACAGAACGGCAGAAGCUAAAAUCCCAUGUGUCAUUGAAUAUAUCCUGGACCUUUUGGAGAGUGGACGAGAGAAGUUUCUAGUGUUUGCACACCAUAAGGUGGUUCUGGAUGCAGUUGCUAAGGAACUUGAGAGGAAGCAAGUUCAGCUCAUCCGAAUUGAUGGCUCCACCCCCUCAGCAGAACGCGAGGAUCUAUGCCAGCAGUUCCAGCUGUCCAAAGGGCACGCCGUGGCAGUGCUGUCCAUCACUGCUGCCAACAUGGGCCUCACCUUCUCCUCAGCUGAUCUGGUGGUGUUUGCCGAGCUGUUUUGGAACCCAGGGAUACUGAUCCAGGCCGAGGACCGAGUGCACCGCAUUGGACAGACAAGCUCGGUGGGCAUUCACUACCUCGUGGCAAAAGACACAGCAGAUGACUAUCUAUGGCCUAUGAUUCAAGAGAAGAUUAAAGUUCUGGGGGAAGCCGGGGUUUCUGAAACCAAUUUCACAGAAAUGACGGAAGCUACUGAUUACAUCUACAAGGACCCAAAGCAGAAGACCAUCUACGACCUGUUCCAGCAGUCCUUUGAAGACGAUGGAAAUGACAUGGAACUUCUAGAGGCGGCAGAGUCCUUUGAACUAGGAAGUAUUUCAGGAAUCUCUGGAAGUAGUUCUCAGGAUCUGGGGGACCUCCUGGAUGAAGGCACUUUAGAAAACAGUCCACCAAAGAAAAGGAGAUUUGAUUUUUUUGAUAAUUGGGACAGCUUUACCUCUCCCUUUUGAAAAGAUGAAAGAAAGGAAAGAACAAAAGGAAACAUCCAAAAAUCAUGGGAAUCAUUGAAAUAAAGUAUUU